Molecule: messenger RNA, 371 nt
Organism: Scutellospora calospora
Lineage: Eukaryota; Fungi; Glomeromycota; Glomeromycetes; Diversisporales; Gigasporaceae
Source: the annotation of a GenBank genome assembly
AUAGAGAUAAUAUUGUUUUAUCUGAUAAAAAUACUAUAGAAAUUAAAGGUGUUUUAUCAUUUCAAACUUUUGACAAUUCAAUACUUGCAUCUCAACCUUUGCUACCAAAUGAAUUUUUAUUAAUCAUACCUUCAAUAAAUCUUGAAAUUAGAAAAAAGGAGUCUAAAGAGUUAGCUAUAAUAGUUAAAAUUUGUAAAGAAGAAAAAUAUUAUAGAGAAGUAGUAAUAGAGUUAGAUACUAGCUCAGAUAUUACUUGGAUUACCUCUGCAUUAUUUAAUUUUUUAAAACCUAAAAAAAUCAUAUCUGAUGAAAUAAUUUAUAGACAUAGUGAAUAUGAAAUUUCUGUUGUUUGCAAAACAAAAAAUAAUUAG